AUGGCUUUAGGCGACACCAUAGUAGUGGAGUCUACUGAGUCACCGUUCAGUCAGCUGAUUCUUUCUGAGAUCUACAUCUGGCUCUGCACCAGCACCAGGAGAGGAGUGGAGAGGGAGGGACUUGCGGAGGAGUUCCCAGAUCUUGUGCCUUCACACUGGUUGUCAGCAUGGGUGAAGAGGGGCCUCCCAGUCUGGAGUACAUCAAGGCAAAGGACCUGUUCCCACAGAAGGAACUGGUCAAAGAGGAUGAGAGCCUACAGGUGCCAUUCUCCGUUCUCCAAGUUCACAGACUCAAUCAUCAAUAGCUACCAAAGUGUGGACAAUGAGAUAUCUGUUCCUCUCAGACUCAUAGAGAGUGUGGAGAGCAGAGACAUGUUCAAUCUUCACAUAAUUUGCAAAGACUCUAAAAUUGUACGAUGCAACUUUGCAACAUUCAAGCAGUGCCAGGAAUGGGUUAAGCGACUGAACCGUGCUAUCGCUCACCCUUCCCGUCUAGAGGAGUUGUUCGCUUUGGCCUUUCAUGCCUGGUGUCUGGGAGGAAGCGCUGAUGACGAGGACCAGCACCUUCAUCUAUGUCACCCAGGAGAUCAUGUGCGGCACAGAAUGGACAUGGAGGUCAGGAGGAUGGGCUUUGACACACAGAAUGUCUGGAGGGUGUCUGACAUCAACUGUAAUUACAAACUGUGCGCCAGUUACCCACAGAAGAUUCUUGUCCCAAUCUGGAUCACUGACAAAGAACUGGAGAAUAUAGCGUCCUUCCGGUCCUGGAAGAGAAUCCCGGUGGUGGUCUACAGGCAUCAAAGAAACGGGGCAGUGAUUGCACGUUGUAGCCAACCAGAGAUCAGCUGGUGGGGCUGGAGGAACACAGACGACGAGUACCUGGUCACGUCCAUCGCUAAAGCCUGUCAGAUGGACUCCGGCACCAAAAACAGCUGCAGCGGCGCUGGCUGCAGACGGGGAGACGACUCUUCAGAUAGUGAAUUUGACUCCUCUCUGACUGGAGGUUCCUGUGAAGACAAUGUAACGCCACACAAGCUGCUCAUUAUGGAUGCCCGCUCGUACACUGCUGCUGUGGCCAACAGAGCCAAAGGAGGAGGCUGCGAGUGUGAAGAGUACUAUCCCAACUGUGAAGUGGUGUUCAUGGGAAUGGCCAAUAUCCAUGCUAUUCGCAACAGCUUCCAGGCACUGAGGGCUGUGUGCAGUCAGAUCCCAGAAACACAUAUUUGGCUGUCAGCGUUGGAGAACACCCGUUGGCUCCAGCACCUCUCUGUGAUGCUCAAAACGGCGUGCAUGGUUUGUUCUGCGGUGGAGCGCGGCCGGCCCGUGCUGGUGCACUGCUCAGACGGAUGGGACCGCACUCCUCAGAUCGUUGCUCUGGCCAAGAUUCUGCUGGAUCCCCAUUACAGGACAUUGGAGGGAUUUCAGGUGCUUGUGGAGACAGAGUGGUUGGAUUUUGGGCAUAAAUUUGGAGAUCGCUGUGGUCAUCAGGAGAACGCAGACGAUGUGAGCGAGCAGUGUCCUGUCUUCCUUCAGUGGCUCGACUGCGUGCACCAGCUGCUUAAACAGUUUCCUUGUCUGUUUGAGUUCAAUGAGGCCUUCCUGGUUAAGCUUGUGCAGCAUACAUAUUCUUGUUUGUAUGGCACUUUUUUGUGCAACAACGCUCGAGAAAGGGAAGCAAAGAAUAUGUACAAACGCACCUGUUCAGUCUGGUCUCUGCUGCGGGUGGCAAACAAGAACUUUCAAAACUUUCUCUACGUCCCUUGUCAGGAUAUGGUGUUGCAGCCUGUCUUCCACACUCGGGCCUUGCAGCUCUGGACAGCUGUGUACCUGCCCACCUCCUCUCCCUGCACUGCUGUGGACGAUUCAAUGGAUCUCUAUCUUCCUCCUAAUGAUGGUGGAGAGGAGCUCACCUCCCGCUCUUUGGACAGACUUCCAAAGACGCGGUCAAUGGACAACUUGGUGACUGCUUUUGAGAAUGGAACACAUCUUACCCGCACUUCCAGUGAUCCCAAUCUCAAUAAGCAUUGUUCAGCUCUGCAGUCGUCUGCUGUUGGAGGGAGUUCUGACACCACUACACCGGACAGUGGCCUGGCCAAUGGUGAGGAGGAGGCGUAUGUGCCUAGCUCUACUGUCACUCCAGAGGAAGUCUCGCACGAGGAGACCUGUCUCACUACACAGCCACUGCCAUGUGCUCCCCUUCCUCCUGCUCCUGUUAUUGACAACUUUACAUCAUGUCCUGCUCCAAUCCUCCAGCAAACUAAACCAGAUGCUAAGCCAGUACCUAAGGCUCUGGAUAAAGAUCCUGCAACAUGCAGAACUAUCGACACCACUAUGCCACCUACGCAUCAGACCGAGCCAUGUUUAUCUUUACCUUGUGCACAAGACACUGAUAAAUCCCCAUCUAUACUCAAUGACCGCACCUAUGACAAUAAGGAACGCCACAAAAGCCUCUCACAUUCUUCUGAGCUGCUCCUUUUAAAGCGGCUUACUCCACUUCUUCCAAUGGAGGACUCAACGGAAACCCUGACUGGAGAAGGCGAGUUGCCGUCUCACUCCUCUGACAUCCGCAUUAAAAGUCUAGGUUACGCUGAGACUGAGACAAACCCAGAGCCUGGAACAGAUGAAGGUAAAGGCAGGAAGUCUACUCCUGUGACUCUGCCAGACCUGUCGCUGCAGGGGCCACACUGGGACAGUGUUCAGGGCUUUGUGCAGUCCUCCUCCGCCAGCCACGCAGGUGUCAGUCGCUCUCUGCAGUCCGCUGCCUUUCAGAGCCGCCGUGUUGCCAAUAACCUGUUGCGAUCGGCAGCAGUGGCCAAUGCUGUGCAGAGCUGCAGGAGAGAGGCUAACGUGACCACUUUCUCCCUGGGAGCACUUCCACUCUACAGCUCUCCCUCGUGCUCGCCCUCCCCAUCUCAGACUCCUGCGUACCUAGAUGAUGACGGCCUGCCUGUGCCAGUGGACGCGGUGCAGCAAAGACUCAGGCAGAUUGAGGCAAGUUACAAGCAGGAAGUGGAGGUGCUCAGGCAGCAGGUGCGGCAGCUGCAGAUGAGGCUGGAGAGUAAACGACAUAGCAGCCCCCCUUCUGAGCCAGACAUCGACUAUGACGACGAUAUUACCUGUCUGCGUGAGUCGGACACCAGUAAUGAGGAUGACUCCUUGUCCAGCCACAGUGAGGAUUGUCUGUCUGUGGGCAGCUGGGAUCGAGUGGAGCCCAAAGACACAGAGGUCACUCGGUGGGUUCCUGAUCACAUGGCCUCUCAUUGUUUUAACUGUGACUCUGAGUUCUGGAUGGCCAAGAGACGUCACCACUGCAGGAAUUGCGGCAAUGUGUUCUGUAAAGACUGUUGCCAUAUGAAGCUGCCCAUUCCGGACCAGCAGCUGUACGACCCAGUGCUGGUGUGCAGCAUCUGCCACGACCACCUGCUCCAGUGUCGGACCCGGGACAUCCGCAGCCAACAGCUCAAAAAGCCCAUUGCCACAGCCUCCAGUUGA
Molecule: messenger RNA, 3492 nt
Organism: Knipowitschia caucasica
Lineage: Eukaryota; Metazoa; Chordata; Actinopteri; Gobiiformes; Gobiidae
Source: the annotation of a GenBank genome assembly